Ruditapes philippinarum (Manila clam) is the source of this 3399-nucleotide messenger RNA. RefSeq names its product multidrug resistance-associated protein 1-like. Bases 22 to 3099 code for a protein of 1025 amino acids. NCBI's taxonomy places the organism in Eukaryota, Metazoa, Mollusca, Bivalvia, Venerida, Veneridae. The record is from RefSeq and is a predicted model, not a curated record. Gene Ontology annotation, molecular function: ATP hydrolysis activity; ATP binding; ABC-type transporter activity. Gene Ontology annotation, biological process: transmembrane transport. Gene Ontology annotation, cellular component: membrane. The transcript is spliced from 22 exons.
UUUGUAUUUCAGGUUUUAAAGAUGUAUUCAUGGGAGACGUCUUUCAUCAGUAAAAUAGAGGCUAUACGCUCGGCGGAAGUGAAUAAAUUAUGGAAAUAUGCCUGGUUAUCAGCAAUCUCAGUGGUUCUCUCCAUGCAUACACCUGUUGUGAUAAUGUUCAUUUUAAUAGCUCUUCAUGUGACUACUUCACCGACACAUUUGCUGGAACCACGUCAAACUUUCACAGCUGUUACUAUAGUGAACAUACUUAGGUUCUCAAUCUCUUUAUUUCCCAUAAUGGUGAACGGUCUAGUUCAGGCAUAUGUGUCAGUCGGUAGAAUUCAGUCAUUUUUGCGAACUCCAGAUAUAGAUGAGAAAAAUGUAUUAGAUGUAAAGCAUUCAGAAUACGCUAUUUCUAUAGAAGAUGGAGAAUUCGCCUGGAAGGAAGACCAGGCUCAAACGACACUGAAAGACAUCAACUUGCAAGUAAAAGAGGGUGAAUUGCUAGCUGUGGUAGGACAGGUUGGAAGUGGGAAGUCAUCACUUAUCUCUGCCAUUCUUGGUGAAAUGGAGCGUAUCCAUGGAAAUGUGAAAGUAAAGGGAGCUGUCGCAUACGUACCACAAGUAGCAUGGAUACAAAACAUGAAGCUUAAGGAUAAUAUCCUCUUCGGAAAAGAAUAUAGACAAAAUAAAUACCUCAAAGUAAUUGACGCAUGCGCACUUAUCCCUGAUCUAAAAAUACUACCGGGAGGAGAUGAAACUGAAAUAGGCGAAAGGGGAAUUAAUGUAAGUGGUGGUCAGAAACAGCGUAUCAGUCUCGCUAGGGCAGUUUACAACAAUGCAGAUAUCUAUCUCCUUGACGAUCCAUUGAGCGCUGUAGAUUCUCACGUUGGCAAGGAUCUUUUCAACAAUGUGAUUAGCAAUACUGGCUUGUUAAAAAACAAGACACGAGUACUUGUUACGCAUGGACUACAUUGGCUUCCUAUGGUAGAUAGAAUUGUUGUACUGGUGGAUGGACGCAUAUCAGAGAUUGGAUCAUACACUGAUCUGAUAAGCCAUGAUGGUCCAUUUGCACAGUAUGUACAUCAGUUUCUGCAAGAGGAAUACGAGAACGAUGAUAAUGAUCCAGAAUUUGAAGAAGUUAUUGAAAGGAUGAGGCAUAAACUAGAUGGGCUCAAGUCAGAUGGUGGACUAGUGACCACGGAUGAUGAUUUUCAAAGUUCUAUAAACUGUGAACGCUGUCGGAAUAGAAAAAGAGCAGUUCAAAAGAAGGAAGAUUCUGAACAGUUGUCUCGGACAAUCGCGAAGUCAGUGAUUAUGACACGGCUUACCAAAGAUGAAACAUCAGAAGAAGGCGCUAUAAAGCCGUCCGUUUUCUUGAAUUUUAUUAAAGCGAUUGGAAUUGGGCCAUUUGUAGUGUUCCUCGUGUGUAUUGGUCUAUACCAGGGUCUCAACAUGUUCUCAAAUAUAUGGUUGUCCAUUUGGACAAAGCAGAAUGUAAUGGAUGUUGACACGCUAAAUCAUACAGAUGUUGUCGGUCAAGAGGCGCCAGGAAACAACUAUAUUUUCUAUCUUAUGAUAUAUUUAGGACUUGGUGUUUUUCAAGGUGUAUUUCUUUACACUGCUUUCUACUUGAUACUUACGAGAAUGGCAGCAGCAGCCGGAAAAUUGCAUAACAAGAUGUUAGAGAGUAUUCUACAGUCGCCAUCUUCAUUCUUUGACACGACACCUACCGGACGAAUUAUAAAUAGAUUUUCAAGUGAUGUUGAUAUAAUGGAUAGCAAGCUCCCAUUAAACUUUAGGAUAUUUUCAUUAAAUGCCUUCUCUGUUUUGGCAAUUCUUAUAGUUGUCAGUAUUUUAACCCCCAUGUUCCUGAUCAAUAUCUUUCUGGCCGGAAUUAUCUAUGCAUUGCUUGUGAGGUACUUUCUACCAACAGUCCGUCUAUUGCGGAGACUCGAGACGGUUAGACGGUCUCCUAUAUAUAAUCAUUUUAGUGAAACGCUCACCGGGGCAAGCGUAAUAAGAGCAUAUAAAUGUGGACAAAGAUUUGCGGAAGAAUUUAGAAAAAGACUGGACGAGAACAGCACAUUUUACUACGCAUCAUUUAUAUGUACAAGGUGGAUUGGAAUACGUGUUGAAACAAUCAGUAAUAUUGUUAUACUAGUAACUAACAUAGUUACAAUUGCGUCUGGUCUUAGCGGGUCGGAGGUUGGACUAUCUAUAUCGUACGCUAUAAUGAUUACCAUCACAAUAAAUGUUGCUGUGUUUUCUGUAAGUGAGUUAUUAAUGGACACAGUGUCAGUUGAACGAGUUGCAGAUUACACAAAUUUGCCAGCCGAGGAAAGUAUUGCGUGUUCAUUGAAGUAUCGACCUAUUGGUUGGCCGCAAACCGGGAGGAUCGACUUCUAUAAUUACAUGACUCGGUACCGAGCUGGACUUGACUUAGUGCUGAAGGGAAUAACACUAACGAUCAACACUGGUGAAAGGGUGGGUGUGGUUGGACGGACCGGGGCUGGUAAAUCCUCGUUGACUUUGAGCUUGUUCCGAAUGUUGGAGGCAACUAACGGUUCUAUUUUCAUAGAUGGCGAAGACAUAUCUAAAUUACACUUAAAUGUGUUGAGGACUAACUUGACAAUUUUGCCACAGGACCCUGUUUUGUUCUCCGGCUCACUUCGAUUUAACCUUGACCCCUUUGGCUGUUUCAAUGAUAAAGAUAUGUGGACGGCUAUAGAAUGUGCACAUCUGAAGCAAUAUGUCGACGGACUAGACAGUGGCCUAGAUUAUGAAUGUGGGGAAGGAGGUCAAAAUCUUAGCAUAGGACAGAGACAACUGGUAUGCCUGGCACGUACACUGUUACAUAAAACACGGAUUUUGAUACUGGAUGAAGCGACAGCUGCAGUUGACAUCGAAACAGAUGAACUUAUACAAGAGACAAUUCGCAAACAAUUUAAGGAAUGCACUGUCUUGACAAUAGCUCACCGACUUCAUACUGUGAUGGACUAUGAUAGAGUUGUUGUCAUGGAAGGUGGCUGCAUAAAAGAGGUUGACGCUCCACAAGCUCUGUUACAGAAUCCAAACACAAUAUUUUACGGAAUGGCAAAAGACGCCGGGCUUGUUUGAACAGAUAUUGCGUUUUCAAAAUAUGAAAAGUUGAAUUAUUAAAACAGGCAUUAUACGAAAUCUUGUUUUAUAUUAGAAGGGAGACAACCCUGCCAUGUCAUUAUGUACAUAUUUAUACUAGUUAUCCUCCUUUACAAGUAAGGUAAAGUUUUUAAGAUUUUGUUUUGAGUUAAUUUCCAUCAUAAAAUUUUAGUUUAAAAACUUAAGUGUAGUUAAAUUAUUGAACAUGUACAGUAUCUAAUUAUUUUUCAAGAAAAGUGUAAACAUUUGAUGUUAUGGUUAGAAAAAGUCAUGAUAUUU